AGCUGGUGACACCGGCCUGAGAGACUCUAGAAGGUCCAUUCAGAGAGUGGUCCUAACGGGAGAAUGCUGCUGAUGUGGACACCGCUGUUGUGCUGGGGGCUGCUGCACCAAGCCCAAGGGACAACCCAUAGUCCUCUGCUCCUGCGGAUCAACGAGAGAUGGGUGGAAACAAAUAUUUCAGAUCUAUUCAUGGAACAUGAGGUCCUGAAAGGUAUGAUCAGGAUGCCUGUGACUGGAUCCCCAAGUGAGGGUGUGUCUGUCCUGGACCGUCUGCCCUUCAUCAAAAAGGAGUUUGUUAGGAAGAAGAGUGGGCUGGACCUGUCACUUGUGGGGGACCUGCUCUCUGGGAAGACGAUGCCUGAGCUGAAGACGCUACUAGAGACAGCUGGGUUGGUCAUAGAAGAUGCCAAGGGACCGGAAGUCACCCUGGAAAUUCUAAGUGACAGCCUGCUGCAGAUCACACUGCGCUGCAAACUGUACCUCUCACUCCUAGAGAUCCUACGGCUAGAAGCCAUGAAGAACAUACGCAUUGGAGUACGGCUAGAACAGAUGGGGAACAAGACCCGGGUGGCCUUCGAGGAGUGCCACGUGCCCCCUGGGAGCCUGAACAUUGAGAUCCUGAAGCAAACAGAGACCCUGUUGCCAAACCAGCUGCUGAAUCUGGUGACUGAGAUCCUGGAGGAAUCACUGCCGUUCCUCCUCCAGAAGAUCGUGUGCCCUGUGGCCACAAACCUGCUCAACUUCCUGCUGGAAGACCUGCUACACAUCGUUCUCCCGCCAAUCUUCUCGGGUCCCAGUGAUUUCCAGUACUAUGUGACCACCACCGAGUUCACACAGGGAGCCAUCCUGUUGACAGUACAGCUUGUGACUCCCUGUGGCCCACACCAGCGGGCUUCAAGGCCGGAGCGUGUGGUUCCCCCACCUCUCCCAGGAUUAGCCCAGGACAGCACGGCAGAUUUUGCCUUUUGGCUAGAAAUCUACAAUGACAUCCUGUCCUGUCUGUACACGAGCCAGGAGAUCUUCGUGGAGCCCCAAGACUCCUUGGAAACUGGCCUCUGGGAGCUGUUGUCCCUGAGUGCUCCAACGCCCACGCCAGAGGUUCAUAAUGUGACCAGAGGGAGCCUGGGACUGAUCAUCAGCACCCCAGAUCCACCCACUGUCCACCUGGAUGGCUCCAGGGCCACGGUCACCCAGCAGGGCUUACUGAUGCUGCAGGGGACCAAGAAUACCUCCUCUGAUGUGGUUGCCUGGCAAAUCCUCUCCAAAGCUGUGUUCUCCUCAAGAAGUCAGAAACUAAAACUCCAGUUCACGCCACACGGCGCUGUGAUCACCUUGGGUCCCUACCCCACCAUCAUUGAGAAGCAGGAAGAGCAUCUGAAGGCCUUGCUCUUGGCGGUCCUGAAGAGGCGGUUCUUGCCUCACCAUAACAAGUGGCUCAGAGAGCAUAGCCUCCUUCUGCCCAACAUCAAGGGCAUCUCCUUCAACCAUGCCCAGCUGGACUUCUCUGAGGAUUACAUACAGCUGACCAUUCCCGAGUAGCUGCUUUGCCAAGGCCCAGUCCCUGCCCCAGCUGCACAUGCAUGCUCAAGCCCCCAGAGUCCAUGAUCAGCAUCAGUCCCAGUGGAGUUCUCCGCUG
Messenger RNA from Peromyscus leucopus (white-footed mouse), 1636 nucleotides. RefSeq lists its product as uncharacterized. The transcript has 16 exons. NCBI's taxonomy places the organism in Eukaryota, Metazoa, Chordata, Mammalia, Rodentia, Cricetidae. Bases 64 to 1539 code for a protein of 491 amino acids. Gene Ontology annotation, molecular function: lipid binding. The record is from RefSeq and is a predicted model, not a curated record.